ACGAGACUGCUGGCUGGGACUGCUUCUGACAGUUUCAUACGAGAGAACCGUGAAGCGGUGUUACCACCUUUGUGCACGUUUUGAUACGGAUUGAAACCUGGGUCACUGCUGAAGUACUCCUAAAUUUUUUUCAUUGGGCAACGGGUGUCCUGCAUAUGAUGGGAGGAAAGCAAGGUAGACGGAGUUAAAUGUUUUGUUUGCCUUCGGGGAAAUAACUUACAUCGAUGAGGACAGUGGUGAUGGCUGUGUUCAAGCAACAAGAAGUAGAGGACUUCUAUGAGAUUGGGGAGGAACUGGGAAGCGGUCAGUUUGCCAUCGUGAAGAGAUGCCGAGAGAAGAGCACGGGGCAGGAGUACGCCGCCAAGUUCAUCAAGAAGCGGCAGAGCCGGGCGAGCAGGCGCGGGGUGCGGCGGGAGGAGAUCGAGCGCGAGGUCAGCGUCCUGCAGCAGAUCCAGCACCCCAACAACAUCACGCUGCACGACGUCUACGAGAACCGCACCGACGUGGUGCUCAUUCUGGAGCUGGUGUCUGGAGGCGAGCUCUUCGACUUCCUGGCCCAGAAAGAGUCCCUGAGCGAGGAGGAGGCCACACAGUUCAUUAAGCAGAUUCUGGAGGGCGUGCACUACCUCCACUCCAAAAAGAUUGCGCACUUCGAUCUCAAGCCUGAAAACAUAAUGCUUCUGGAUAAGAGCUUCCCCCUGCCCCGGAUAAAACUGAUCGAUUUCGGAUUGGCUCACCAAAUUGAGGAGGGAGUCGAAUUCAAGAACAUUUUUGGGACCCCUGAAUUUGUUGCUCCGGAGAUAGUGAACUAUGAGCCACUGGGAUUAGAAGCAGAUAUGUGGAGCAUAGGAGUCAUCACCUAUAUCCUAUUGAGUGGCGCCUCUCCGUUUCUCGGCGAGUCUAAACAGGAGACGCUGGCGAACAUCUCAGCCAUGAACUACGAGUUUGACGAGGAGUUCUUCAGCCACACCAGCGAGCUGGCCAAGAGCUUCAUCAGGCAGCUGCUGGAGAAGGACACAAGGAAAAGACUGACUAUACAGGAUGCCCUGAACCACCCCUGGAUUAAGCCCGCAAACCCCAGGCAGGCCCUGGUGCGCAGACUGUCCAUCAUCAACCUGGAGAACUUCCGGAGGGAGUACGCCCGGCGCAGGUGGAAGAUGUCUUUCAGGAUCGUCGCCCUUUGCAAUCACCUGACACGUAUGAUGAAGAAGGGACAUCCCAAACUGCAGGAUGAGCUGAGGGACUGUGCAAGCGACCAGGAGGAGGAGCCGGUGAAUAGGAGGUCAGGGAGAAGAAAGAGAAGCAGCACCUCCUGAGCACUGUCUCCCAAACCUACGAAUGACAUCUGCAAAUGGGACAGGGCGGGGCCUAGGAUGGACGACACGUCAGAACAAGGAAAGAACAAACAGACUGCACAUGACCAGACGAGACAAGAUGAUGCACUAUGAACUCCACACAUUCCGCAUUUCAGCAUUCAAAGAAAGGGCAAAAUCACAAUGCCGCCACGUCCAGGUGCUCCUGUACCCUCUCUUUUCAGGACAGAUCAAAAGAUCUAGGACAUUUGAAGUCGAGGUAAGCCUACAGGGGCAGUCAACAUUACUGGGUCAUAUGGACCAAUAAUAGAGACAAGAGGAAUGUAUCAAUGUUCAGAUGACAAAGCAUGGAAGGGAGCUUUUUAAAAGGGUUUUUAUUCUUGAAUGUAUACUUCAUUAUAAAGAUGCACAUUUGGCAAUUAACUUUUGUAAAUAUACUGACUGUGUACUCUAUAAGUGCCUUUGUAAACUGAAUGGUCCAUAGCCCUUUAAACAUUUUGGUAAAGGUUCUUCUAUAUAUUUGAGUCAUUCCAAACGUAUGCUGAAACACAGCACUGUACUCAUGUAAGUCUGCUUUUUUAUUUCAACACAACCUUGUUUUGGCAGUGAAUAUUAACAUUGCUCCGGGCAAGCUAGCAAGGUCACUCCCAGCAGCUGGAAGGAGUUGCUUUACUGUACCCUAGUUUGUAUUCUUUGGGAUCUAUUAACAUCAUACUGCAUAGAUAAAAAUAUGCCUCAAUAAUAUGCCUUUAGUUGAGAAACCUAGACUAUCAAUGCAGGUUAUCCUACACAACAUUCCAAAGUGCCAUAAUUUGCUUAAUGUGCUUAAACAUUGUAUGAGAGAAAAACAGUGAGUACAAUAUAUUAACAUACAUGUCAAAUAAAUGUACAUUUAUUGACAUUAUUUUCUCUAUUUUUCAGUAUUAUGAAGAAGGGAUGAUUAUUUUUGUUUUCUUGUAUUUUGCAAUUGAGGAAACCUGUUUAUCACUGCCUGGAAGA
This is a messenger RNA of Anguilla anguilla (European eel), 2312 nucleotides long. RefSeq names its product death-associated protein kinase 2-like. Gene Ontology annotation, biological process: protein phosphorylation; intracellular signal transduction; positive regulation of apoptotic process. Gene Ontology annotation, cellular component: cytoplasm; nucleus. Lineage: Eukaryota; Metazoa; Chordata; Actinopteri; Anguilliformes; Anguillidae. Gene Ontology annotation, molecular function: protein serine/threonine kinase activity; ATP binding. The transcript has 12 exons. The record is from RefSeq and is a predicted model, not a curated record. The coding region runs from base 225 to 1316 and encodes 363 amino acids.